AUGCCUUCUCUCGCGGUAGGUCAAAUCAAAUUGAAAUCGGAAAAUUCUCAAAUCAUUCUUCAGAAAACAUUUUUCGGUUGGAUAGCAGCCGGAGGAUUGAUAACACCGUCUAAGGUCGUUUCUUGUAACGUGGUGAGGUUAGAUCAGUUACUCGAAAGAUUCAUGGCUAUGGAAGACCUCGACUAUCAGCCAGUCAAGGCUGACGAGGAUAUAGCGUGUGAAAGGUAUUACGUUGAGACGACUACUCGUGAUAGUUCAGGGCGUUAUACAGUUAGGCUACCAUUUAGAGCCGAGAAAUUUGAAUUAGGUUCUUCUAAACAAAGAGCCUUAAAGCGACUCAAAGCAUUAGAACGCAAGUUUGAAACUAAUCCAGAUUUCCGAGCUCAAUAUGAGAAAGAAAUUAAUAGUUAUUUGGAAUUAGGUCACAUGACGUUGUGUGAUGACGAUUCCGAUGACGGCUAUUUUAUGCCUCAUCAUGCUGUAAUCAAAGAAUCCAGUGACACGACGAAAUGCAGGGUUGUGUUCGACGCAUCUGCGGACUCUGAGAAUGGCACUUCACUCAACAAGAUCUUGUUGACUGGGCCUACCAUGCAGGCGACCAUUCCUCAACAAAGCUUGCGUUUCCGUGAUCAUCCUUUCGUUAUAACUACGGACAUAGAGAAAAUGUAUCGGCAGAUAUGGAUUCAUCCAGAUGAUAGGAAAUGCCAAAAAAUCUUGUGGUACCACGCAGCAAUUCGAACGCUACAUCAGUUGGCAUCCGACGAAGAGGUCGAUUUCCCAAGAGCAGCUAAGCUGCUUCGUAAAGACUUCUACGUCGACGAUUUCAUCUCAGGCGCGGAUUCUUUGGAAGAAAUUCAAGCAAUCCGCGACGAGAUGAUAUAA
Molecule: messenger RNA, 882 nt
Organism: Phymastichus coffea
Lineage: Eukaryota; Metazoa; Arthropoda; Insecta; Hymenoptera; Eulophidae
Exons: 2
Coding region: 1-882 (293 amino acids)
Source: RefSeq, a predicted model, not a curated record